GUGCUAAGUUAAAUUUUGUAACGUUUUGUAAUGUAAUUAAAGUAAAUAUUUGACUUUAGUUGGUGUGAAACCGUUUUAAUGUUAUCGUUUUUUUUGUUUUAUUUCCAGUUUUUUUUUUGUCUUGAAGAUUGCGUUUCAGACCAUAUUGGCGGCCGGGCUGCAUAUCCAAGCGUCUCCUCAGCAAGCUAAUGAAAGCAAAGAGGAAGACGUCUGCGGCCAAGCUAACGCAACCUGCCAAGAAACCCAAGAAGAAAGAAGAGGAGAAACCAACCCUCACCGUCAGCAAAGUGGCUGGAGAAUACCGAGUGGAGUUGCAAGUUCGUGAUGAAAAACAAAAGAAUAAAUACACUCCUUUGAUAUAUAAGAUUGCCAGUGCCAAUAAUGAAGAGAAAAUUAAAAAGAAAGAGCGUUACGAGCAGCGUCUGAUCGACAAGGUCUGGGAUAAGUUUGAGGACCCGGUACAUCCUGAUGUAUGUCAGACGAGGUGUUUGAAAGCGUACCAGCAGGCGAUUGGUCAACUUCCGGCAGGAGAGUGCAUUUGCCCUCAGAGUGAAGUGGUAGACGUCGACAGAAGUGACUCCAGUGAUGAUGAGGAUACCAGUUCUUAUUGCAGCUCUUUGGACGUGGAUUGGGAGAUCCACUUCACUCCGCCUUUUGAUUCUAAAAUUACGAAGUGACGUAAAUAAUUUUCAGGACCAAUAUUAUCUGUGUUAUGUUUUGAUUGAGUUAGUAAAUAAAAGUUUCGGUGAAUUGA
Plutella xylostella (diamondback moth) is the source of this 754-nucleotide messenger RNA. NCBI's taxonomy places the organism in Eukaryota, Metazoa, Arthropoda, Insecta, Lepidoptera, Plutellidae. The record is from RefSeq and is a predicted model, not a curated record.